AUGCUGGACUCCCGGACACGCGGAUGCGAGAAGAUGUACGCCUUCCGGCACCUUGCGCGUCCGGAUAUCGACACAGGCCUCCCCGGGGCAUUUCCGAGCGAGAGCCGUGAUGGGACUACGAGGGCGGGAGCGUACAUCGCGGCCAUUCUAUCGUGCCCGGAUCGCGGCAAUGGCGACUCGACGCCGGGGAUGAUGCCGCGCGAGCCAGCUCGCGGCGCGGGCAGAUCGUGCGAAAACCAUCGCUCGACGCUGGCGGGAGUAUCCGGAAGUCAGAUCGUGCGCUAG
Molecule: messenger RNA, 285 nt
Organism: Trametes versicolor FP-101664 SS1
Lineage: Eukaryota; Fungi; Basidiomycota; Agaricomycetes; Polyporales; Polyporaceae
Exons: 3
Coding region: 1-285 (94 amino acids)
Source: RefSeq, a predicted model, not a curated record